This is a messenger RNA of Nicotiana attenuata, 1256 nucleotides long. RefSeq lists its product as uncharacterized. The transcript has a single exon. Lineage: Eukaryota; Viridiplantae; Streptophyta; Magnoliopsida; Solanales; Solanaceae. The coding region runs from base 192 to 710 and encodes 172 amino acids. The record is from RefSeq and is a predicted model, not a curated record.
GCUUCCACGCACUAACAAGCGCGUUAUGCCUCGUUUGGGUAAAUAAAAGCAUUCUAGUAUUAUCCCCUUGUUUACCAAAACAACACAGAAUAGGUAAAAAGGAAACGACGCAGAAAGUGAAGAAAGUACAAGGAAAGCUAAGAGAGAAAAAUCAAAGUCCAAAAAAGCCAUCAAAUCAUAUACCCAAAUCUAUGGCAGAAACCAAAGAACAAGAACCUUUACAACAACAAGAAAAUCAAUCAACUAUGUUUCUCAUAAAAAUCAUGAGCAAAAGAAGAACAUGGGUAUUUCUCUUUGUUUCUGUUUACACAAUUUUAUUCUCAAUUUCUUGGAAUUUUCUUAAAACAGUGCUUUCUUGGUAUGAAUCAACGAUGUCAAAUUCAACAACUUCAGCUUCAGCUGGUUGGCCUGCUUUAUAUGCAUCUGUAUUAUUAGGUGUAGCUUUUGGGGUUUUGUCUAUGGUAGCAGCUUUAGCUGUUGCAGUUCCAGCUACUUUAGUUACUUGGAUUACAAUUUUGGUUUUGUUGACUUUUGCUGGAAAACCCAGAAGGGAUUUGGUUUUAGAAGGCAAGAAAUUAACUGCUGAUAUUAUUGGAUUUGUUGUUAAGGUUUUGAUUAAAGAAGGGAAUGUUGUAGCUGCUCUUUGUGCUGUUCUUGGUUAUUUUGCUCUUGUUAGAAGGAAUAAAGACGAUCGUGUUGUUGAUUAUUAACUUGAACUUCAAAUUGGGCAAUCAAGAUAUUCCAAUUUCUCCCUAAAUCAGUUUGUAGAAUCCUUUUGUUUUUACUCUUAAUGUUUUAUUUGAUUUGGUUAGUUAGGAUGUAAUGGUCAAGUUAUUUGGUUUGAAGGCAGCAAUGGUCAAGUUGUCUCUGUGUGACCCUUAGAUUACGAGUUCGAGUUGUGAAAUCAGUCUCUUAUGCUGCUUAUAUCAGGGUUUACUUGUACCCCGGCCCUUUGGUACACAGUUCUUCCCUGUAUCAUGCUGCUUUUUUGGUUAGUUAGGUUGUAGGUCUAGGUUUAAAGCUAUUUGAGAAGUUGUAUCUAACAGUAGAUUAUCAUAAAUGUCUAUGUCAUGUAUCAUACAGUAUGUGAAGUUGUAUCUAACAGUAGAUUAUCAUAAUUUCUUUUUGUUUUUGGGUGAUUAUUUGUAUUGUACUAAAAGAAGAAAGUCUUGUGACCUACUUUAUGGAAGUUGUGGACCAGAGGUAGGUCUAACUAACAUUGAUAUUGAUUUGUGAUCGACCAUUCAAAUUUUCCA